Messenger RNA from Lactuca virosa, 2904 nucleotides. Lineage: Eukaryota; Viridiplantae; Streptophyta; Magnoliopsida; Asterales; Asteraceae. The record is from the annotation of a GenBank genome assembly.
CACCAAAAGUGUAGUUCGGUAGUUAAUGAGGGACUCAAAAUGAAAAAUAAAUAUUAAAGGCGCUUGACCUCAUCGAUACAACAAGGCUAGUGUGACGACGUUGACUGCGUAUGCAAAACCCAGCAAGCUACAAUGGCGUCAUUAUCUGCGUCACCUCAACUACUUCAUCUUCAUCUCCUUGUUCACAAUCCGACAACAGUUUACAGCGAAACCUCUGCGAAAUUUCCUGCUUUUCACACUCUAGCUAAUUGAUAGACUUUUGAAGCUUCUUUUGAUUCAUCAACUUCAACAAAUAUUCUCGGUUUUUUCUCAUUAAUUUCGGUUUGUGAUUGAUUUCUCGUUCAAGGAGUUUGUCAUUUUUGGGUCUAUUUCUAGGUCCUUGAACACGGAUUUGAUGUUGUGAGUUGUUCUUGGAAACUGAUUUCAUCUGGGUUUAAUUAUGUGAUCGAGUCCUCGAUCUGGGCAUUCGUCAUUUGUAGUUUACUGUGGACCUUUGAUGAGGGCUUUCAUUUUGCUGCUUGAAAUUAAACUCUUGAUUUCAUCAGGGUUUUUUCUGUGAUUGAUAUUUCGGUCGAGGGUUCAUCAUUUUGGAGUUAUUUUAGGUUUUAUUAUGAUGGAUUUGAUGUUGCGUGCUCCAGUUGAAGCCUGAAUUCAUCUUGGUUUGUUAUCUGAUCGAUUGCUCGAUCUGGGCAUUUCGUCGUUUUCGGUUUCUUUUUGGUUUAUGAUCAUGAAUUUAAUGUUCGGGGCUGCAAUUGAAAUCAAGUGAAAAGGAUUCAUCUGGGUUUUGUCAGAGAUUACUCGUUCAUUCUGAAUCAUUCAAGUUUUUGAUGAUCAAGAUAAACUGAACUCCUUUGAGGGGUUUUAGUUCCUGUAGUUCACCAUUUCCCCUUCUGCAAUUAGGUACAGGACAACUUGCAUAGCAUCAGGUACAAAUCAUUAUAGCUAGAUUUUGCAUUUCUCUCUCUUAUCUGCAAUCGAAUAAUGGUGACGUCAUUGGUAGAGAUAUUGAUUCUUCAUCAUCAUCAUCAUCAUCUACCAUGAAAGAUCAGAUUUCUCAAGAAAUCUUGACCCAAAUCUUUCAGAUGCAUACCCCCAAUUCCUGAUUCCGAAUUGGGUUUUUCAAAUUACGAAAUUUGAGUUCGAUCAAUGGCAAAUUAUUCUGAACCAUCAUCAUCCUUAAGCUUUACUUCACCUUCUCAUGUCUCCAAUGGCUCUAAUGGCUACAAUAUAUCUUCUUCUUCAAUACCUGAAACACGAACAAAUCUUGAAAUCAUCAGCUUAAACAAACUCAGUAGCCACUUAGAAAAACUCUUGAUCCAAACCGACUCCAAUUCCGAUUUCGGUUCAAGUUACAGUGAUGCAGUAAUUGUAGUAGAAGGCAAUAAUGUUUUCAUUCAUCGGUGUAUUUUAGCAGCUAGAAGUAAGUUUUUCUGCAAUUUGUUUAAGGAAAGUAAAUAUUCCGUUGAAGAAGAUGGGAAAUCGAAGUACAUCAUGAGUGAAAUUUUGCCAUUUGGGAAUGUUGGAUAUGAUGCUUUUCUUGUGUUCUUGAAUUAUCUGUAUACUGGAAAAAUGAAGUCUUCUCCACCAGAGGUUUCAACAUGCAUCCAUGGUGAAUGCCCACAUGAUGCUUGUCGACCAGCUAUAGCGUUUGCUGUUGAAUUGAUGUAUGCUUCAGUCAUUUUUCAGGUCCCCGAAUUAGUUUCUCUUUUUCAGCGACGACUUCUUAAUUUCAUCGAAAAGGCAUUCGUAGAAGACGUGAUCCCAAUACUUCUAGUAGCAUUCCACUGCGAGUUAACUCACAUCUUAACUCAAUGCAUCCACCGAGUCGCCCGGUCAGACCUCGAUGACAUCACCCUCGAGAAAAACCUCCCGCCCGAAGCUGCCCGAGACGUAAAAUCCCUUCGCAACACCCUACCCGAAUCCGCUGCCCGAGAACCAAAAUCCGAUGAAGAAGCAUUACGAGAAAAACGAAUCCGACAAAUACACAAAGCAUUGGAUUCGGAUGAUGUCGAGUUGGUCAAACUUCUACUGACUGAGUCAAACAUAACCCUAGACGAGGCCCACGGGCUACACUACGCGGUUUCAUACUGUGACCCGAAAGUAGUGAAAGAAGUGAUAGAUUUAGAUCAAGCCGAUGUGAACCGUCGAAAUGCCCGAGGGUACACCGUAUUGCAUGUGGCUGCGAUGCGGAAAGAACCGUCUAUUAUUGUUUGUCUUUUGAGUAAACAAGUAUCGGUUUUUGAAACGACACGCGAUGGGCAAAACGCGCUUGGGAUUUGCAAGCAGUUGACACGGCCGAAAGAUUAUAACACGAAAACGGAGCAUGGGCAAGAGGCGAAUAAGGAUCGGUUGUGUAUUGAAGUUUUGGAAAGGGAAAUGAUUAGGAAUACAAUGGGGAAAGAUGUGAUUGUUUCGUCUUCGGAUAUGACCGAUGAUUUGCACAUGAAGUUGUUGCAUUUGGAAAACCGAGUCGCGUUUGCACGAUUGUUGUUUCCAUCCGAAGCAAAACUAGCAAUGGAGAUCGCCAAUGCACAAACAACAUCUGCUUAUCCCGGUUUAUUGGCAACAAAAGGCUCAAACGGGAACUUAAGGGAGAUGGAUUUGAACGAGACACCAUCCAUACAAAAACAAAGACUCAUAUCACGAAUGGAAGCUCUCUUGAAAACAGUGGAGACGGGUCGACGUUUCUUCCCUCAUUGCUCAGAAGUUCUUGACAAGUUCAUGUUGGACGAUUUGCCUGAUUUGUAUUUUCUUGAAAAGGGGACACCAGAAGAACAAGUGAUAAAACGUUCACGAUUUGUGGAGCUCAAAGAGGAUGUUCAAAGAGCAUUCACCAAGGACAAAGCCGAGCUACCGAGCAUUUUGACACACGGUAUAAAGAACCGAGCCCGGAAAUACUCGUAA